This is a messenger RNA of Rhododendron vialii, 990 nucleotides long. RefSeq names its product glucuronoxylan 4-O-methyltransferase 3-like. The record is from RefSeq and is a predicted model, not a curated record. The coding region runs from base 328 to 972 and encodes 214 amino acids. Gene Ontology annotation, molecular function: glucuronoxylan 4-O-methyltransferase activity. Gene Ontology annotation, biological process: xylan biosynthetic process. Lineage: Eukaryota; Viridiplantae; Streptophyta; Magnoliopsida; Ericales; Ericaceae. The transcript has 2 exons.
UGUGUGUGUGUGUGUGUGUGUGUGUAAAGGAUCAAGAAAACCAAGAUGAGAUCCAAAACCCAGAACUACAUGUCGACCAACAUCAACCUCAAGCUCAUCCUCAUCUGCCUCGCCUGCCUCUUCCUCCUCUUCUUGAUCCUAAGAUCAAAUUACCAAUCUCCAGUACCCAUCAGCACCUCAUCAUCAAACAACUCAUCCACAAAUGACGAUUCCCCACAAGAAGAAUAAUCACAAAAAUCUUCCACAGAUUGCCCACCAAUUGAAAUCCCCACUACUGUUACGCCACCACUAACAUGCAACAAGAUCUCACCUUCCCUGGCGGAAGCCAUGGUCCACUACGCAACCUCCAACGUGACGCCGCAGCAGACGAAGAAGGAGGUCUUGGUCUCACUCAGGGUCCUCCAGAGGAAGUCUCCGUGCAACUUCUUGGUCUUCGGACUGGGACGCGACAGCCUCAUGUGGAUUGCGCUCAACCACGGCGGCCGCAUUGUCUUUCUCGAGGAAGACAAAUCGUGGGUCGAUCAGAUUACGAAGCAGUUGCCCAGUUUGGAGUCUUACCAUGUGGUUUAUAAUACCAAGGUAACUGAAGCAGAUGAACUGAUGGAGGUUGGAAAGAGGGAGGAUUGCAAGGCUGUGGUGGAUCCUAGGGAAUCAAGGUGUGAGCUAGCCCUGAAAAGGUUUCCAAGUGAGGUGUACGACAUUGAUUGGGACUUGAUCAUGGUCGAUGCACCAACUGGGUACCACGAUGGGCCUCCUGGGAGGAUGACUGCCAUCUACACUGCUGGACUCAUGGCUAGGAACAGAGAGGAGGGCGAGACCGACGUGUUUGUUCACAAUAUCGACAGGGUUGUGGAGGAUAAGUUCUCCAAGGCAUUCUUGUGUGAAGGCUACUUGAUAGAGCAAGAAGGGAGGAUCGGGCACUUCACCAUUCCCAGUCAUAGGGCUCGCUCUGGCAGACCCUUUUGCCCCUAGACUCUCUCUCUCCCCUCU